Molecule: messenger RNA, 1228 nt
Organism: Aphanomyces astaci
Lineage: Eukaryota; Oomycota; Saprolegniomycetes; Saprolegniales; Verrucalvaceae
Exons: 2
Coding region: 33-1193 (386 amino acids)
Source: RefSeq, a predicted model, not a curated record
CGCGACGUUUCGGACUGUGAACAGUUUCACGUAUGGGCAUGCCGCACGACGUCGAGUGGCGAAGUGCCGAAGACGCACUCGCGUACGAUGUGUUGCUUCUCAAGUCAGUGUUUACCCGGCUUCGACGGCAGAGCGCCGACGAGGGCAUUUUGGAGCUCGACUUGUUUUCCAAGCAACAAGUGAUCGAUGAGCUUGAGGUGCACGAGGAUCAAAAGCUCCUGCGCCACCGUCCCAACCUCCGCAAACUGCAUACACGGCUAUCCAGCUUGAACAACAUCCAGGAGAGCAUUUCGUUCGAUGCGUUCCGCGUCACCCGGGUGCGCGACAAGACCCUAUCGUUUGACAUGACCAGCGCUCUGCUAAAAGACUUGUGUCGGUCGCAGUUGGAGGCCGAAAGCGAACGGCGCCGGCUGGUCAGGUACAAGCCCAUGUGGUGCACGCGGGACGCCAAGCUAGCCGACAACCACCCCGCGGCCACGUACAACGUGUGCUACAGACCGCCACAUACACUCACGAGUCGCGAGAAGCUGGCGGUCGAGCGUCGGGCCAAGUGGACUCGAGACAAGGCAGCGGUCAUGGCGCAGCUGUUUGUACAGGGCUUGAUGCAAACUUUGUUUCUGCCCAAAGCCCCUCGAGGGCUCCCGAGUUGCCCGACUACGGCGACAGAUCCAAUUGACGACCACGACGUCGGGGGAUUGAAGACCCCGUCAGUGAAAACAAAACGGCACAAGGGCAAACCACUUGCAAGGCGGUCGUCGUUCAUGUCAUCGAAACAGGAACAACAAGAUGUGGCCAGCCUCAAACUGCGGAUUCUAUGCCCCGGGUACGAUCCAAAUGCACCCCCCUGGCGAAGUGCCACGUGUGGCGGGGCAUUCAAUGACGCGACGGACGCCGAAGCCUUCGUCGCCGCCGUGGAGAGCGCGGGGGUACCGUCCAUCGCCAGAAAACUCUGGGCACACGCGACCUUUCGGUCUGCGGCGACUGCGUGUGCACGGAGAGUUGAAUCGUGUGCAUCAUCCCAUUCAAACAAUCCUGCAACGUUUCCCCACGACCGCCCACUUUCCACCGCCACCACCCCAGCGUCUUCGUCGUCGUCGUCACGUUUGACAGCCUCAACAGAUAUGCUCCUUCUCGACACGUACGCGGCGUGGCAGGGCCAGUAUCGGACCAAGACCAUUCCACAUUUGAGAUGAUGUUAGCAUUCAUAAUACUACUCUCCCUUGCUAAC